CACAUGAAGAAUGUCUAUCGAGUACUUCAGUGUUCAGAAGAAGAAUUAACACAGAUGGUAUCAACUAUGUCAGAUGGCUGGAAAUUUGAACAGUUAAUAAACAUUGGUUCACAGUACACAUACGGAACUGAAGACCAUGUAGAAUUUUUAUGUGUGGUUUCCAAAGAAUGCCCUAACAUUGUCAAUGGACAAGAAAAUGAACCUACUGAUAGAGCAAAGGUGUUACAACAGAAAGGAUCUCGAAUGUGAAUAAGAACCCUAACUUAUACUGCUUAUUGUGUGCCCUACUGCAGGGAAUAAUCCCUAAACACUGCUGUGGUCUAAGGAACAUUUUCUGUCUUUCUCAAAUGAAAGUGUGUUUAUAUUAUUCAUUUUUUUUUAAACUGAAGGAAGAGAGAUUUCAUUAUUUCUCUUUCAUAAAAGAAAAUGUGAACUGUAACAGCAAAAGAGGAAACAAAGUAAGAAAGAAAGAAGGAAAAUGUAGAAAAAAGAUAAGACAGAGAGAAAAGAAAGAAUGCAAAAUGAUUCACAGAGACCCCUUCAUUACAGUUUCCUCCAAUCUAAAAUUGGAAUAAAGGAAACCUUUAAGGAAGCAUUGGUUUCCAAUAAUUGUUUUUUUUUUUUGUUGUACACAUUUCCUACCCUCCCCAUUCUCCUUCCCAUCACUCUUUAAUCACAACUAUAAAAAGCAGCAGUAAUAAAACAAUCCCCUGUCUUACACAAUAGGGUUGUGCCUCUUGAACCCCUUCCUUUUUCCAUCUCCCACAUCAGUGUGGUCAGUCUGUCUUUUAACUCGUCUGGCUACUCUUGGAUCAUCACAUAUCAACAUUUCAAAAUCUGUGCUUAGUUGCGUGUGCAUGUGUGUGUGUGCAUGCAUAUCUCUGUUUAAAUUUAGGAACUAUGCUGUCAACCACUUAUCAUGGGUUUCAUACACUUCAUGUAAUAAUCUUCACCGAUUCAGUAAAAUUCAGUGCAAGCUCUAAAAAUGAAUGAAUGAAUGAAUGGCACCUCAUGUGAACAUGGUUACCAUUUCUGUGAUGUGAUACCUCACACCAAACAGUAAACAUGAGCUGACAUUAUUAUUCAUUCAUUUGUCACUAUUGUAUGGAUAUCUCAGUUCUCACACAUAUACUUGCUUACAGCCAUGUACACACACACACAUUUUAACUAGUUAUACAUACAUAUUUUAACUAACUAUAUACACACCACACACAUAUACACAUAUACUACACAUGAGUCAUAUUAGACCAUCAAAAUUCAUGGUUUGUAAGUUUGUCUGAAGAGAAAUAUGUAAAUUGCAUUUUCUCGUUUCAAUAGAUAUGUAUAAAUACAAGAAACACAGCUAUUUUUUUCUUCUCUUUAUUUUGACUUUAUUUAAAUAUUUUAUUUUUUUAUUUUAAUUUUUAUUUCUCCUAUAUCCAUUUCCUUUUCUAUUUUGUUAACCAAAUUUUUACAAACCAUUUUUAAACAAAAAAAACCUGAACUCAUCUGGAAGUUCUAAAUUUAAUUGAACUCUUAAAUUCUCUGUAGACCCUAAUGAAAAUGAAAAAAAAAAGGAAAAAAUAGGGUAAAAAACACUAAAACAAAGCAACUGGCUUCAGGAACCAGUUUUGAAACCUGCUGACUAAAAACCUGUAAAUGAAGUAGUUAAAUUCUUUAUGUGUCACUUUAA
Octopus bimaculoides (California two-spot octopus) is the source of this 1672-nucleotide messenger RNA. Its product is annotated as BTB/POZ domain-containing protein KCTD5. Gene Ontology annotation, cellular component: Cul3-RING ubiquitin ligase complex; cytoplasm. Gene Ontology annotation, biological process: proteasome-mediated ubiquitin-dependent protein catabolic process. Gene Ontology annotation, molecular function: cullin family protein binding. NCBI's taxonomy places the organism in Eukaryota, Metazoa, Mollusca, Cephalopoda, Octopoda, Octopodidae. The record is from RefSeq and is a predicted model, not a curated record.